Molecule: messenger RNA, 934 nt
Organism: Trichomonas vaginalis G3
Lineage: Eukaryota; Parabasalia; Trichomonadida; Trichomonadidae
Exons: 1
Source: RefSeq, a predicted model, not a curated record
AUGGUUGACUCCGACUCAGACAUUUUGAAUGCAAUUGAAGGAAUUGCAAGUGUCAAGUUCGAAUGGUACCAACCUAACCAUCAAGCAGUCAGACAACAUGCUGGAUACUUCCCGUUCAUAAAUAAGUCUGACAUUGACUUGACAAGGUAUGGAAUUUACAAUUCAAUUGAAACAAUUGUCAAUGAACCUUGUAUUCUUACAUGUCUCAGGAACUCUGGUCUUGUUACAGAUGAGAAGAUGAAGUAUCUUGAGUCAUGUGUGAAGACAAGGUACAUUCUCAGAGGUCAAUUGGCAAAAAUUGCACCGUUGGCAAAUGUCAAUAUCCGAGUCAACAUACUUACAGCUAAAGGUUCUUCACAUGACGACUAUGUUGUUGAGUUCAAUUUACCAUGGUUGAAGAUUGCAAUUGUCCACAACCACUUCAUGUUGAACGAAAGUCUUACAAACCCAUUGUUCGGAAAAGGCAAGUGCAACAUUGUCAGAGCUGUAAACAUUCUUUUCGAGAAAGGUUUGUUGGAACCAAUUCCAGAUGACAAGCUGACAGAAACUUUUGUACCAAAAGACGAAACAAACUUUUCACUGUUGGCAAGACCAAAAGUUGUUCCAGACAAAGUUCUAGUACAAAAGAAGUACACAAUUCCACAAGGAGUUGGAUUGUUCGGAUACCAACCUGAACCAGAAGAACUUCCAAUGAGGUUGCAAGAACUUCAAGAUGCUAUAAACAAACUUCCAUUGAGACAUCCAAUUGACGUCAAAUUGUAUUGGAGAGCAUCUGAGUUAGGUCAGAAGGUUUUAUAUGAAACAGGUUGCUUCGACGAUGUUUAUGAGAUAACAGGAGAAGUUUCUCAGAAGAUAAGAGACUCACUUGAAUUUCCACAAACUGGACCAAUUGGUUGCGACAAGUUCGACUCAGAUGAAAAGAUAUACUAUGUCG